Molecule: messenger RNA, 3234 nt
Organism: Closterium sp. NIES-65
Lineage: Eukaryota; Viridiplantae; Streptophyta; Zygnematophyceae; Desmidiales; Closteriaceae
Source: the annotation of a GenBank genome assembly
AUGCCCCCGUCCGCGCAUCCGCCAUCCCCCCCCUCCGCCCCACACCCCCCUCACUCCUGCAGCGCGGCGGUGGUGAGCGUGGAGCUGAACAACGAGGGCGAGGAGGCGUUUCGCCCUGACGAGUUUGGCCCGCGCCUGACUGUGGAGCGCCGCAUCACUGACAACGGCUCCUCCACGCUCGCCCUCAAGGACUUCCGAGGCAGGAAGGUGCGCAGCAAGAGGGAAGACCUGGACGAGCUCACAGCUCAUUUCAACUUGGACGUGGACAAUCCAUGCAUAGUGAUGUCCCAGGACAAGAGUCGCGAGUUCCUGCAUUCCGGCACGCCCAAAGACAAGUACAAGUUCUUCAUCAAGGCCACUCUGCUGGAAAAGGUCUCGGCGCGUCUGGGCAGCAUCUCAGGGCGGCUGGUGGUGUGCCGGCGGCAGAUAGGAGAAGCAGAGACGGCGCUGGGGCCCUUAGAGGAGAAGGCGCGGCAGGCGGAGCAGCAGGUGCGCGAGCUGGAGGAGGCGGAGAGCCGCGGGCAGGAGGCGGACCGCGUGACAAAGCAGCUGGCGUGGGCGUACGUGCACGAGGCGGAGCAAGAGGUGGAGGACGCGGAGAGGGCCAAGCGCGAGGCGCAGGAGAGGGUCGCGGAGCUUGAGGAGCGCCUGGCUACCGCACAGAGUCGGGUGGAGACGGUGCAGCAGCAGAUGGAGCAGCACAUGGGGCGCGUGAAGGGGUGCAGCAACGAGGUGGAGCGCGUCAAGGCCGAGCAGGACCGCUUCAGGCAGCAGCUCGCGCAGGCGUCGCGGCAGCGCGGCACAGUGGAGGCAGCGUGUGUGCGGCUCGAGCGCUCGGUGGAGGAUAAGAAGCAGCGAGCGCAGGAGCUCAGCGCGCGUAUCCAGGAGCUUCAGGACCGAGCCAGCAGGAACUCACAGGCGGAUCGGUCGCUGCGGGAUGCUGAGGUGGCAGCAAAGCAGAGCCAGGUGGAGGAGGCAAAGGAGAGGCUCGACAGUGUGAAUCGCGAGCUGCAGACGGCGCAGGGGGGGAUGAGGGAGACAGAGGCCGAGCAGGAGGCUCUGAUGAAACAGGAGGAUGAAGCACGGGCCAGGGCGAGGGACGUGCAGGCGUGGCUGAGGCGGCGGCGAGAUGAGGCCAGGGACAAGCUGACGGCAUUCGGAGGUCAAAAGGUGACGCAGCUGCUGAGGCAAAUAGAGAUGAACAUUGGGAGGUUCAGGCGACCACCCAUCGGCCCCAUCGGAGCUCAUCUGUCGUUGGAGAGGAUCAUUGGAGUCAGCGCACUACAGUCUGGUAGUGGAGCUGGCGGUGGGGCGGAGAUUGGACUCCUUCACAGUCUCAUGUCUCAAGGACUAUCACGCUCUCGUUCAACCAUUUCCCGUCUGUGCCCUCUCGGCCCCCCCCACUUCCAUACUCCCCUCGCCUUCUCUUCCCCCUCUCCUCCCUCUCUUCCCUUUCUCUUUUCCCCACACUCUCCCCCCAUUCCCCCCUUCACACCCUCUUCCCCCCGCCAGUCAUUGGAGUCAGCGCACUACAGUAUGGCAGUGGAGGUGGCGGUGGGGCGAAUGCUGGACUCCUUCAUAGUGUCCUGUCUUGAGGACUACCAUGUGCUCAAGCGCCUUGCAGCCUCCAUCGGCUUACAAAGCCUCAACGUUGUUACUUACGGCUUUGACCUCCCCCCCAUAGAGCCUCCCACACACGUGCUGCCACCGGAGGGGCUUGUGACCGUGCUGUCCGUGCUCAACAUCGCCAACCCUGUCGUGCGCAACGUGCUCAUCGACCAGGGAGGAGUGGAGACGACGGUGCUAGUGCGGGACUUUGACGAGGGCAAGGACGUGGCGUUCAGCCGAGCGCUCGCAUCCCGCAUCAGGGAGUGCAUCACGCAAGACGGCAUGCGCCUCUUCAUGCGAGGCAACCAGGAGGUGAGCCUGCCGUGCAAGCGCAACAUGAGGGGCGGCAGGCUGGGGUGCAACCUGGAGGAGGACGAGGCCAAGGGGCGCGAGGAGGAAGAGCGCCUGCUCUCCUCCGCGGAGCAAUUCCGCAGGCAGAGGGAGGCAGGGGAGCGGGAGCUGCGGCGCAAGAGGAACCAGGUGCAGCAGCUGCAGAUAGCGCAGGGCGACGCGGAGCGUGUGGUGCGCAUGGCUCAGAUUGAGCUGCGGGAGGUGCGGCACCAGAUGCUGGCUGCGCAGCAGUUUGAGUCGCAGGUCAACGUGUCCGACCUGGAAGAGGAGCUGGAGCGUGUGGAGGCGGAGGCAGAAACAGAGAGGGCGUCACUGGAAGAGCAGAAGGGGCGACUGGAGGAGGCAAAGGAGGAGGAGCGGGUGGUGCUGGGGAACAAGGGACGACUUGAAGAGGAGCUGAGGGCGUUGGACGAGGCGUUGGGAGGGGCCAUGGAGCGGAUGGAUCACCUCACCACACAGCAGCGCCGCAUGCAGGCGGCAGUGAAGCGGCUAACAGACGAUCUGCAGCGCCUGCAACACAGUGUAGCAGCAAGCGACGCCGAAAUAGAGCACAAGAGGAGCACCGCACAGGCGAAGCGGCAGCAGGCGGGGAUGGUGUGUGAGGAGGAGGAGGGGCAGCAGGAGGGCGAGGAGGUGAUGGACUCAGAGGACCUGAGGAAGCGCCUCAUGCGCCUGCGCGCCGAGCUGCCCCGGGACUACCAGGCCGUGCUGGCACCGGAGCGAAAGGAGGAGCUGCAGCACAGGGCACAGAAGCUGAGGGGGCGCUACACCGCCACCAGCAACACCAUCCAACUCAUUUCACUCCGCCACGAGCAAUUGGAGAAGUCACUGGGAGUGCGGGUGAAUGCGCUCAGGAUCGACUCCAACCUGCUGGGGCAGAACCUCGACUGGACGUUUCAGGAUCAUCUGAGCAGGAAGCGCUACACGGGGCAUGUGUUGGUUGACCAUACCCAGGGCACACUCACUCUCGAGAUCAACACAUCCACUGGCGCGGUCACUGAUGUUAAAGCCCUAUCAGGCGGGGAGCGGUCGUUUUCAACGCUGUGCUUUGCGCUGUCACUGCACCAGCUCACAGAGGCACCAGUGCGCGCCAUGGACGAGUUUGACAUCUUCAUGGAUAACAUCACGCGCAAGAUCUGUCUUCGGCAUGCGGUGGAUUUCGCCAUCAGCAACGGCAGCCAGUGGAUAUUCAUCACACCACACGACAUCACUGAGGUGGACGACGGGCCUCAGGUGAAGAAGCAAAGGAUGCACCCACCACGCCCGUCAGAAUAG